Molecule: messenger RNA, 8806 nt
Organism: Periophthalmus magnuspinnatus
Lineage: Eukaryota; Metazoa; Chordata; Actinopteri; Gobiiformes; Gobiidae
Gene: cenpf
Product: centromere protein F
Exons: 38
Coding region: 40-8382 (2780 amino acids)
Biological process (GO): metaphase chromosome alignment; mitotic cell cycle; regulation of G2/M transition of mitotic cell cycle
Cellular component (GO): nucleus; spindle pole; chromosome, centromeric region
Molecular function (GO): dynein complex binding; transcription factor binding; protein homodimerization activity
Source: RefSeq, a predicted model, not a curated record
GAUCUAAACAGGGGAGCAUCGCGCCUAAAGUGCUUAACCAUGAGUUGGGCGGUGGAGGAGUGGAAGGAUGGCCUUCCAGGGAAAGCCCUGCAAAGGAUUCAGGAAAUGGAGGUCCAGCUGGACAAACUGAAGAAGGAACGCAGCCAGAAACAGUUUCAGAUGGAGUCCUUGGAGGCUGCUCUACAAAAACAAAAGCAGAAAGUGGACAGUGAGCGUAAUGAAAUAUCUGUGAUGAAAAGAGAAAAUCAAUCUUUAGUUGAAUCAUGUGAUUCUCUGGAGAAAGCUCGCCAAAAAGCUGUCCAUGACCUUGGAAUCAAAGAGCAACAGGUUAACUACCUUGAGGGUCAGCUUAAUGCAUGCAAGAAGACCAUUGAGCGGCUGGAACAGGAACUUAAAAAGUACAAAAAUGAACUUGAUCGUUCACAGCCUGCAGGUGCUUCUUCAGUGGCCUCUUCAUCUGAUAUUCCAGCUUUCACCACUCCACAGAAAGGUUUUGCCACACCAGCUCCCAUCCAGGCAUACAAGCACCAAGAUAACCGGCUUGAGGAUCUUCAGGAAAAAUACAACCAGGAAGUAGAAGAAAGAAAGAGACUAGAGAAUGAAUUGAAAAUUUUACAACUUAAAUUGUUGAACCAGUCAUCUGUCUCUGUGAGCCACAAGGAUAUUGCUGCUCGGCAACAAGCAGGAUCCUCUAUAUUUCCCUGGCAGCAACAGGAGCAGAGCCACAGCCGCCACACUCAAGAUGCAAUGGAAACACCUCUGAAAAGGAGAGGUGCUUCACUGUGGGAGCUCCAUGACGAGACACCCAUUAAACCCAGUCACCGCUUGAGCUGUGCUGUCACAAUGCAGAGUCCCAGUGUUUCUUCUCAACAGAUGGAUCAACUCAAGACUCAAAAUCAAGAAUUUCGUUCUCGUGUGUCUGAGCUGGAGAGAAAUUUGGCCAAUCAAGAAAAAGAAAUAAAGAGCCAAAACUUCAAAUUACAGGAUCUGCAAACCCAACUGACUCAAGCCCGCAAAGACCUUAGUGAACGUGACAGAGACUUGGCCAAGAAGAGCCAUGAAAUCACCCAGGCUACAGACAAGCACCAACAGCUUCAGGCCAAGAGUACGUUAGUUGAGCAAAAGCUGAAACAGGUGACAGAGGAGAUGAACUGUCAAAGGCACAAUGCUGAGAGCUGUAAAAGAGCCCUGGAGCAAAAACUUAAAAACUUGGAACGAGAUAGCCAGAAGGAGCUGGCCCAGUUGCAGAAUAAUCACCAGUCUUUGGAAAGGCAGAUGAAUCAAACUCAGACGAAGCUCACUCAAGAAAUCCAGCAAUCUAAGAAGGACUAUAAUAUACUCCAGUCUGACAUGGAAAAGAUGAAUUUUCAAAAAAGUCACUUGGAAAAGGAAGUUGAGGAGCACAAACAGAAAUUACUGAGGUCUGAGCAGAGUCUUCAAGCCUGUCAGACGAAAGAACAAGAUCUCCACAAGAAAGUUGAGGAACUUCAAAGAGAGAAGAACCAUGUAUCUGCGCAACUGGACCAGAGCACUAGACGCCUGAAUCAACUGGAGGACGAGAAGAAGAGCUCAGACCAAAGUUUAAAACGCUCUCAGAAUCUUCUCGAUGAUCUCAGAGCUAAAUCUGAGGGCCAAGCCGAUGAACUGAAAAGACUUCAGUCUAAACUAAACCAACAAACUCAGGAUCUAGAUAACAUGAAAAGGACACUAUCUGAAGCAGAGAAUACCAACUCCAAGUCUCAGAGUGAUCUCUUGAAGCAGAAACAAGAAUAUGAGCAGCUCACCAGCAAAUUGAAUGUAUUGGCAAAAGAGUGUCAAGAGCUGAAAUCCAGCCUUGUUUCCUGUCAAACUGAGUGUGCUGAACUUAAGCAAUCACAUGGAGCUCUUCUGCAGUGGAAGACUGAAAAGGAAACUAUUGUCAAUGAAACUGAGGCUGUCCAAAAUUCACUUAAAGAGCAACUGAGCAGCUCUGAGAACAGUGUCAACAUGCUGAAUGAAGCAAAUGACGAAUUAAAAAAACAGCUGUCUGCAGCAGAGGAUAAGCACAGCAGUUUGUCAGCUCAGAUAGACUCGCUAAAAGGGGAACUCCUAAACAAAUGCACAGAACUAGAGGAGAAAGAACACCAGUACAAAGAACUUCAGUCCAAACUCUCAGAGUCUGACCUGAAACACUCAAAAGACCUCCAAAAUGUUGGUGUGCAGAUGGUGCAGCUUGAGGCUCAAGUCAAAGAUUUACAGAUGCUUCUGCAGAAGGAAGUGACUCGUGCAGAGCAGGCAGAGAGAAGGAUCGCCCAGCUCCAGGAAGAGCAGCAGGCAGCAUCCGACCUGAUCAGCUCCAAGGACCAGCUGGUUGAGCUCGGCCGCUCUGAGAUAAACCAACUCAGAGAGAGUCUUACUCUGGCCACAGCUCAGCAGGAGGAACAGGCCAUUAGAGUGGCUGAAGAAAAAUCAUCACUUUUGAAGCACUGUGAGGAAAGUGUGUUGUCAAAGGAAGCAGAAAAUGAAGAGUUGAAACUGCAUCUACAGGAGGCCCAACAAGACCUUCACCUGGCUCAAAAUAAAAUCACGUCUUUGGAUCAGUUGAUGAAGGUUCAGGAGCAGUUAGGAGAGGAUCUGCAAAAGCAAAUUAAAACCUUGAGAGAUGAAGCUGAACAAAAUAAUAACAUGCUAAAGGAGAAGACUGAUGAAGUCAAGCAAAUAAAACAAGAGUUGAAGGAUUUGAAAUGUCAAACUGAAGAGAACGAUAAGAACCACAAACAGACUUCAGAUCAGAUGGCGUCUUUGGAGAAACAAAAGAUUGAACUAGAAAACUCAAUUCAAGAGCUGAAGCAAGAAAGGGAGAUCUUCAAUAAUGCAACAACUGAGAAGAUAAAUAGCCUACAUGAGGAGAUUUCAUCACUAGAAGAAAAAGUUGCUGAAUCAAGACAUGCUGUAGAUAGACUUCCUGUUUUAGAGGAUGAACUGAAUAGGGUCAACCAGGCUCACACUGAAUUAAAGCAGUCUCUAGACGUCCUUGAGAGAGACUACUCAUCUGUAAAUGAAAUUAAAUCUAACCUAGAAAAUACCGUUGCGGAGAAAAAUGUUCUGAUCACUUCGUUGGAGCUCAAUAUCAAAGACAUGGCGGAAAAGGUGAAAACACAUUCUGAGAAUCAUGCUUCAGAGAUUGAACAUUUCCAUAGUGAAGAAAAGCGGCUUAAAGAUCAGCUUGAAGAACUUAAACAAAAAGAAGUGGCAACUAAAAUGGAGCUAAGGUCUCGUCGAGAAGAAAUCAAGACCAUGAAGGCGACUAUAUCUGCUGCUUCCAGUGGGUUACAAGAGAGGGACAAGAUGAUAACAGCCCUGAAUGAGAAUCUAAAAAAGGCAGAAGCAGAACAAAGUAAAUCUGCUGACCACCUGAAGGAGAAAAUGGAUGCCAUGAACAAAAUAAAGGUCCAACUGGAGAUGCUUCAAAUGGACCUGGAGGACAAUGAGACUGUAAUGAACUCAUUUUACAGUCAGACUGAGGAACUGAAGGGAACCAUAGAGUCACUGGAGGCUCAACUUGCUUACAGCAACUCUCAAAUGUCUGAGAUGGAGGCUAGAGUGGAGGAUGCCAAAGCACAGGUAUCAGUCUUGGAGAGUCGGUUAGAAGAAGUUCAGGCUCAUAACAGUUCGCUUGAGGCUCAAUAUGUCACAGCCAGAGAGGAGCUAAUGGACCGCAGCUGUGAGGUAACCAGACUGGAGGAAGAAGCUGCCCAGAGAAAACAGCUGGAAGAGGCUAUAGCUGAACUGCAGAACGAACUUGACCAGAUCAGAGCUGAAAAGGAAACGUUAGGGACUAAACUGAGCCAAACAAUUGAACACAAAGACAUUUUAGUCACUGAGAAAAGUAAUCUUGAGAAUGACCUCAUUCAAGUUGAUGUAGAAAAUAAAGAUCUUAAAGACUCCAUAAACCGAUUAACAGAAGAGAACAGAAAACUGCAGGCCAAAGAAGAACUGUUAGGCCAACUGGAGGUUAAAAUAAGUGAAUUGACUUAUGAAAAAAAUAGUUUAAAAACAGAGUUAGAAGAGGUCCACCAUGAAAAUUCUAAGCUGAAUGGAGAAAAAGAGGUUUUGGCUUGUAAAAUAACUUCUCUCGGAGAGGAAUACCGGGAUUUGGAGGUGUCCCUCACAUCAUCACAGCGAGAGGUGGAAAAUCUCAAAGAUCAACUGGAAAAAAGCGUUGAUAUAAUGCGACUCGAGGAAGAAGCAGACAGUCGAAAACAACUGGAAGAGUCUGUGGGUGGACUGCAGAAGGAGCUGGACCAGAUCAGAGUAGAAAAUGAGAAGUUGCAGACCAAUCUGAGACAGACCACAGAGCACAUUAACCUUCUGACCGAAGAGAACAGACAACUGCAGAAUAAGGUGGAACAGUUGGAAAAAGUCCAGGCUGAGUUAAAUGACAUGAUUUCGGAGAUGGAGAUGCAUAAGGAAGUUCAAGAAAAAGAUUUGCUUGUCAAUAAUAAUUCUCUGCAGCAAGAAGUGGAAAAACUCCAAGAGGAAUUGGACAGAAGGGCCAAAAAGAAUGAAGAGGAUCUCAAAGAAAAGGAUAAACAUUUUGAGGUGGAACAGGCCAGACUACUCCAGGAACUCACUGGCUUGCUUACAGAGCUAGCUGACUGUAAAGAGAAGUACAACCUAUUGAAAGAACAAGUGAACCAACAACAUGAUUUUAUAGUGCAGCUUUCUGAACCAAAAAGCAAUACAACUCCAGCUGCAGCAUGUAGCCCCACAGAGUGUUCGCAAAUAGCCAUUUAUGGUAGGACGAAACAAGUUUGGAAGCCUGUGGGCAAAUGUUUAGAGUCUGUCCCCAAAACACAUGUCAGUGCUAAAAUGGAGCUCUGUGAUGUUAUACCACAAGAGUGUGUGCAAAAUGUCUGUACCAAUCAAGAAGAAAUGGUAACUGGAGAGCAGCCUCCAAAAGAUGAUGCUCUACCUAAAAUCACAGAUGACUCUCAUCUGAGGCAUGAAUACAUGACAUCCACUGCAACAUCUAAUACAAUUGAGGUUAAUGGGGAAGAGGGAACACAAGAUGAUAAACUGGAGACCCUCCACUCUGAGAUUGAUUUAUUGAAUGCUGACCUUGAACUGAGAAGAGAGAUGAGUGCUGAAAUGGAGACCUAUGUCAAAAACCUGGAACAGAAAAUUACUGCCGUUGAGACAAAAGCACAGGAUGCCAUAAAUAAACUAAACAUUGCCUUGAAAGAAAACAGAGGUCUUGUGAACCAGGUUGGAAAGCUGACAGAGGAUAAUGAAUCUUUGACACUACAGCUCCAAACCGCUAAAUGUCAGCUGACUGACAUCAUGGAGAUGCUUGAAGGACUUGAGAUGGCCAAAGGUGGAUGGGAUGAGAAGUUCCUUCAGCAGGAGAGUGAGUUAAAAAGGGUGCGCUCAGAAAAGGCGAACCUGGAGCAGCACAUUCUUGGGAUGGAGGGAGAGCUGGAAACACUGCAGGAGGAGGGCACCAAACUAACGCAAGACCUGGAAACCCAAAGACGUGCCUGUUCUGGGAUGGAGAACAACAUGGAGAGACUCAUGGCAGAGACAACCCAGCUGAGGUCAGAACUUGUCUCUUGCACAGAAGAGCGAGAUGAUUUGAGCCACUCUCUGUCUCAGUGCAAAGAGCAUGUGCACAGCCUGGAAAAGGCCAACUCUGACACCAGAGAACUCAUUUUAAUCCUGGAGGAUGACAUCAGAGCGAGGAAGAAGGAGUAUGACGCCCUGCAAAGUAACAUGAAUAAAAUUAAAACUGAAAGGGAACAGUUGUUGGAGCAGGUCAAAACUUUAGAGCAGGCUCUGGAUCAGCAGAGUGGAGAGAAAGAGGACCUGCUUGGCCAACUGGAGAAAAUACAAGAGGACCACACUUCUGAUGUCAACAACACAGAGUCCUUAGCCACCAAAAUACAGUCUCUCGAGGGUGAAGUGACUCGCCUGACGCAUUCCCUAGAGUCUUCCCUCUUAGAAAAAGGAGAGAUCGCUUCUCGUCUCAACGCCACUCAAGACGAAGUGCAGCAGAUGAGGACUGGUAUCGAGAAGCUCCAGGUUCGCAUUGAGGCAGACGAGCGCAAGAAAAAGAAGAUGGGAGAACUGCUUAAAGCUGCACAAAGGAAAGCUGAUUCACUUCAAGAUCGCAUUGAGGCCCUUGAGCAAGAGAAGGAGGAUGUGGAACAGAGUCUUGAAGAUGCAGUGGUUCAGGCGGAAAGUGUCAAAGCUGAACUGGAAGAAGAAAGAAGAAGGGUUGAAGUAGAGAAAAAAGAGCUGAGUGAAAAACUCAAAGAGCUCUCUACUGAACUGGAUCACCUCAAAUUGGAAAAGGAAAACAUGGAACAAGAACUAAUAAUGAAAAGACAAGAAAUUGAAGCACUCAAGGUGGCUAAGGAAGAACUGGAGCGAGUUCAAAACGACAGACAACAGGAAGUGCUGCUGUUGGAGAAGGGAAUGAAGGAAGCCACAGAGAGACAGACAAGAGAAGUAGGGGAUCUCCAAACACAGCUUGAAGACAUGCAGAAGAAGAUACUUACCCUUGAACAAAAAAGUGCAACAUUGGAGGCAGAGAAGAUGCAAAUGCAGUUUGCUCUGCUGGAGCAUGAAAGUAAGAAUAACCAGUUAAGCAGUUCCUUAAAUGAAUGGCAAAAAGAAGGACAAAGGUUUAAAACUGACGAGGAGCAGUGGGACAUGGAGAAGCAGAACCUGAACAGAUGCAUUGAGGUUUUGGAAAAAGAAACAGAGGAACUUAAAACUCUCAUCACAGCUAAAGAGAAGAAGCAGGCAGCUUUGGAAGUAAUGAGCCAUCAGGAAGAAGAGCACAGGCAAACAUUAGAACAGUCCAUCACAGUUCUCACAAAAGAGAAAGAAGUGAUUGAAGACCAAAACAGACAGUUACAAGAGGACAUGGUUCAACUAAAGUCAACCCUCAUUUCAGUCAAACAGGAGAGGGAAGAGCUGCAGUCUGCUUUAGCAUUGUCUAAAGAAGAAAAUGAAAACCUUCACUCAAGCUUAGCAUUGGUGGAAAAGGACAAAAGUGAUAUGAAGCAAUCAUUGUCUUUGUGCGAGCAAGAUAAAGUGAAAAUCAAUCAGGAAAAGCAGACACUAGAGGUGGAAAUGCAGAAAUGCCAGUCUUUGAAUGGUUUGUUAAAAGAAGAAAAAGAUGCUCUGAAUAUCACCAUUUCUUCACUUGAGGAAGAGAAGAAGAAAGUUAAGGAGGUAAAAGAAAAACUGGAAUGUGAGAAGGAACUGCUGCAGUCUACUGUGUCCUCGAUGGAAAAGGAAUUGGAAACAAACAAAUUAUCCAUCUCAGAACUCAAUAACCAGGUGUCAGAGCUGACUUCCCGUGCUUCUCGUUUCUCUAAAGAGAAAGACUCUGCUCUGAGCAAGAUCAAUCUAUUGAUGAAAACCUGCAAACAACUGGAGGAGGAGAAACAAGCCAUGUUGAACAAUGCGGAAAGUGUAAAUGACAGUGAGGAGGUGAGCCAACUCAAGAUGGCAGCAGAGGAGAGCGAGAAACAAGUGCAAAGUCUGAAAGCUUCCCUUGAAGAGAAGACCAGUGAGGCUCAACAAAAUAACAAAAAAUUGCAUCAGGUAAACAAUGCUCUGGAACUCAUAAAGAAGGAAUUGGACUCAAAGAACAAAGAGUUGGAAGAAGCCAAGAUCGAUCUGAAUGAACUGAACAAACUUGUGGAGGAGAAAAGUCAAGAGGCUGACGAGAGCAUGGACAAGUACUGCACUCUAAUGAUUCAAGUGCACAAACUGGAAGAGACCAACAACGCCCUGACAGCACGACUGGAGCAGAUCACCAGCAAACAAACCGCUAAUGCUAACGUCCAUCCCAGCGGGGCUGAGGGCCUCCGCCGCUCAAACAGGAAGUCCAGCUCGAAACUUCACACCACUGACAACUCUGAGAACAUCCCGUCCACAUCUCUGCGCUCUCCUCAGGGAGCAGGAAAGCGGGGUCACUGUGACGUCACUGAUAAAGACACUGUUCAAGAAGCUUUGCACAACCUGACCAAGAAAAUCAAAGCUACUGCUGCCACCACACCCAGGCCCCAGGCUCAAAAGGACGAGGACUUCAGACCUGAAGGACUCCCGGAGCUGGUGCAGAAAGGGUUUGCAGAUAUUCCUCUAGGCGAGGCCAGCCCAUUUAUCGUCCGAAGAACCACUGUGCGGCGCUGUAGCCCUCGGCUCAUGUCAAAGCAGAUCUCUACAUCAGAGAAGAUGCUGGAGCCUCUUCACCUGCAGAGCCCCUCUGCUGAUAUAGCCUCAAACAGGAAGCGUCUUUCACAAAGUGCAAACGAUCCAAAUACAAUUCAGAAUUUACAGAAGACAGAGCAGGCACAAGCACAGGAAGAAAACUGUCACGUACAGUAGAUUCACACAUGCACAAACACGCACACAUGCACAUAUGCACAUACGCACAUACACAUUAAGCCCAUACUCCAGUCACACAAUUAGGAUCCCUAUUCACUCUAUACAUACAUGAGCUAAUCUUGCUCCAUUUUGAUGCCCUCAUUUUUCUUUACAUGUUGGUAUUUUGCUUCUUGUUUUUGACUUAAGUCCUUUUGGACUUUGUACAUAGUCUGCUGUAGAUAGAAACUGUGCUUCAUGUAUGUAUCACUUAUUUGCUGAUGGCAGCUAUGAGUGUAGACUGUACUAACAAAUGCUUUUCCUUUUUAUAAAUGUUUUUAGACUCCCAAUCAGUUUUGUAAAUGUAAAUGGCUGUUAAAACAUUUUACUAAAGAUUUUACCUUGCCCAAACUGUGUUUGACUUUUGAUUGGUUAAUGGCAUGAGAAC